Messenger RNA from Penaeus vannamei (Pacific white shrimp), 7092 nucleotides. Lineage: Eukaryota; Metazoa; Arthropoda; Malacostraca; Decapoda; Penaeidae. The record is from RefSeq and is a predicted model, not a curated record.
AUGUAUGCAACAGUGGUCCAUCAAGCUGUAAUUUUGGCCGUCGUCGUGAGCGCGGGCGUGGUGGGCGGGGCCCCUACUGGCGUUACGCCUACCGCCGAAACUCCACCCACCGCGCCCGCUUCCCGAGGCUCCAGCAGCGGUUCAUAUGAUCUGCUGGAGGCUCCCGGCGCAGAGCGUGGAGUGGGCCUUGACCGUGAAAACUUGUGUACAAGCAGUGACUGCGCCGACGCCGCCAAGAGCAGUAAUCUCGCCGGACAGCAGCAGCGACUUCAGCGGCGCCGCCAGGUGAGUCCCUUGUAUCCAGCAGAAAGAAAGAACGAUGAAUCAGGAGAAGUCCCGUCACGGUCUAGGGCUGCGAGGGACGCUGACACGCGAGUGACAGAUUGGUUAUUGGGGCAAAGUACGAGUCAGGCCUCCAGUGAUGGCGCGGGGGCUGGCUUAUCGACGUGGAGCUGGUUGAACGGCGCCAGAGAAGCCACAAUUGCGCCGACGGAGGAAUCCAAGAAGGACGCAAGAGAUGGCUUUCUGCAGCAUAGCGCGGCAUCCUCUUUGCUUCACAGUGGAAAUAAUGCUUCUGGCGCGGCGCUGACUGGAGGCAUGACUGGUUCCUGGUCUUUGCCAAUUCGUUUUAGUCAAAGCGGGACGAAAAAAAUCAGUGAUCCCCUGACCUCCUCCCCGUCGCUUCCCCCGGUGCUAGACAGGACGACGAGAGAAACAGAGCCUCACGCAGGUCACCAGUCGUUGACAACACAAACCGUUAGCAACGCCCUCAUCGCUGUGACUGACGAACCAGACAGGGUCCCGUCGCACCCCGAGGAGCGCCCUCCUGGCCCGCAAUCACCUCAUGACACGGACCCGCUUGUUGCCACUCCUCUGAACACACAUACAAACACACCACUCACCACUUCGCCUCGAACGAACACACCUCGAUUCACCAAUUAUCCACGCACACGGAGACCACAUUCUACUACCUCCAAGCACACAUAUACACCAUUUCCACUCACAACACAGCAAGCAAAUCCUCCUAUAACCCAACCUACCAGCACGCCACAACAACACUCAUUUCACAAGAGCCGUGAACCACCUGUAAACCAAAACCAAGGCACGGUCCUGCAGGAAACUAGCACGCCGCAUUACCCAUCAACGAUAGAAUGGCUGACUUUCUUACUCUCUGAUCAAUAUGUCAGUUCAGAUCACGCAUCGACUACAGAAUCAGUUACAGGUGACCCGGGAAAACAUGUGAAUAUCAACCAAGAUGCAACAGAAGAGGCAAAAGAAGUUCCAAUUUUGGUUUUAGAAUCUAGCCAUACCUUGACUCCUUUGAUGGCUCCAGGUCACGACGCAUCACCAGUCGGGAAUCAUGGCAACUUCACAGGUCAGAAACUUCAAGGACGACCAGAUGUGCCUGUCAGAGAACAACCAUUCUUUGUAACGUCGUCCAGCGCUCGCCCUUCACUAAUUUCUCAGAAACAAACCUUCAUUGAUUCAAACACACCGUUUAAGAAUUUAGAAAAAGAUGUCCUCGUUUCAGAACAAACGCUUGUACUAUCCACAAGUCAGUCUAUAAUCACCGAAGGGCCAUCGCGACUAACCCCACAGCCAUUUACAUAUCCCAUACAGUUAACUACUUUUACUGAACCAGCAUCUCGAGGCACUACUCCGCCAUAUCAAGACCCCGAGCAACCACAACGAAUGACUCAGACAAUAGCUUUAGUAACUGAUCAGCCAGUACUAACCACUGAACCUUCAGCAACCACAGGUCAAGCAUUUAGUACAUCUGAACAUUCGCAUAACCAUCCUGAAAACCCUUUUAUAAUCACUGUUAAACCAAAAGUAUCAGAACAAACGCCUAGAAACAAUGAACAUCCUCACAGAUAUUCCGACUUGUUCCUGAAUAAUUCUGGCCACCAAUCUGUGUUAACUACCCAGUCAUCUACAUUUAAUGAUCAAGCGCCUAGAAGGCCUGAAUCCCCACCCAAGGAUACCAAAGAACCUUUAACAAACAUAAAACAACUAUUCACAUCAGCUAAUCUAUCUGAAAGUACUGAAAAGUUACAUGACAAUACACAUGAUACCUUUAUAUAUUCUGAAUCAACACCUGAUUCUGACCUUACAAUGAACAACCAUGAAAGAGUUAAUGUAACCGAACAGCCACCCACAAGCCCUAAACAUAUACAAACAGAUCCCGUAAACCAUUUUACUGGAGUCGACAAUAUAAACACUCCCAGAUAUAGAUUUUCGACUGAAAAUAACCAGAAAUAUGGAGGACAGUCAUUUGUAGCUGCUGGGGAAUCCUCCUUUAGUAAAUUUCAUUAUAUGCAUAAUCCUCCUGACCAACUACAUGCUGAUCCAGAAUAUGAAGGACCUUCUUCAGAUCUUACCCAAAUACGUGAAAUUCUUGGGCAGUUACUUGUUCCUGAGCAACCUAUUGUAGGAUUAGAGAAAUAUCCUCUUGGAGGGACUACAGCAGUUCCAGAGCAGUCAUCGACAGAUUAUGACCGACUGGUCCCGUUUACCACAAAUAUUCUUGAGCAAACAACGACAAGCACUGAGGCCUUGAAGACAGGAUACCAGACAACAGAAGACUCGCCUUGGACUGCACUUCUGCCCACGAGCAGCUUACCUAAAAAGGAUCUUCUGUCAGAAAUACUCAGUCAGACUUUAACAUUUCUAUCCAACACGAACCCUUUACCAAACACAAAUAACACUGGAGAAAGACUGCCUGACCCUUUUCCGAACGGGACCAAUACAGAAAAGGUUCCCACUCAACCAGAAAUUAGUCCAGUACCCCAAAACACCUCAACUAUUCUGGCUUUAAAGAACCAUUAUACACCUGAUCAUAACAGUGGUGAAACGCAAGGGGCACCAGUGCAAAGUGCGCCACUUGAACCAAUCAGCCUUUUGCCAGCCUUAACCACCACCGCCCCUAUGAAAAGUAUUACUGCUUCAGAACAAAGUAUAUCAUGUGAAGAUGUUGGUAAUCUUUCCCCUCUUUUGGAUUUUUAUGGUUCAGUUUAUCCUGGAUUGACAAAUCCUUGUAAAUCAUUAAGAUCAGAUAAAGAGAGUGGAGGCAUUGUUGAAAAUCCUGAUCUAAACUCUACACAGGAGCAAAAGGAGAAGUCAGUGAGUAGUGAAAAGACAGGCCCUGUCACUGCUGAUCUUUCUCCCGUUAUCAUAUCGGAUACACCAAUAGGAUACUCGACAUAUAGGAUACCAAAUCCUGACAUUGUAUCAAAUACCUAUUCAGUUGGAAGUUCUCAGGUGUCUCCCAGCCACAUCUCCAUCAAUCAGCCCAAUGUCCUCAUACACAGUAAUAAUUCAUCACAGAGUACCGAUGACCUCACUCAGCCACCCACUGACAUGAUACCUUCACCGACAAAUGCCACACCACCCAACGUAAAUUUAUCCACGAGCAUUCCAUACUCAGUUGAUUUCCCAAAAAGGAACGUCUCAUGGCACAUAGGCCCCCAACCCCACAAUACGGCUGACUAUGAGCCCCUACUUACUCCUUCCCCAACCCCUAUUUAUGAGGAUGUACAUAAUGCCUCGUACAUCAGCGAGAACGUCUUUUCAACUUCUCACACUCUGCCGUCAUAUACGUUCGACGAGCUCUCUCAGCCAGAAGCUUUCCUUACCGUUGAGGAUUUUGACGAUAGACCAACGGCAACCUUGGUGGCUGGUGAUGGAAGCUCAGUCGUCGUCAGCUCCAUGAGUCUGAACAUUGGACAUGCCUUGCCAAAGCCUUACAAGGAGGAAGAGGACACAAAGUGGGUAAAGAUUUCAAUAGAACCGUCAUCAGACUUGGCUCCUACACUUCCAGCAAGCACAAGCAAAAAAAUUCCAUCCAUAAGCACAAUGCCACCAACGUCUACAGAGAAGGAAGGCAACUCUUCCCUUCCAAUAACCUCCAUCUGGGGAUCUUGGUAUAAGCGAUGGAUGUCAUCUCGGUCAAAAGUCACGUCUGAAGGUCCUGCUUCAGACACCGGGGUUCCUGCGACAGGGACAGAAAGCCAGAUUGUUGUCUCAUCGUCUACAAUAAUACCUUCCCCUGCAACUACUACAACCACUCCAGCAUUAGCAAACCACACGACAUCCUUAUUGUUGGAUAAUCUUGAAACACAUCCUUCUACAAAACAUCCUGCAGAAUCAUAUCUUUUAUUAGAGAGCCAAACAACGACCUCAUCAUCAGAAAUACCCUCGGUGACCUCUCAGGCAACUCCUACUCCUGUGGUAUCCCCUACUACACCACCAACAAGUACAUUCCAUGCAACCUCUCAAACAACGCCACUUUCAACAAAACCAACAGCUUCACCAGCGAUGAGUUUUACGUCACCAUUCCCUUUAUCAACGAAUAAGUCAAUGGCGAGGAAUCUUACCAUAUCAUCGCUUCAAACAGAGUCUUCAUUAAAUAAAUCCGGACCAGCUGAUUUGACAGUGGGAAUGGAUUCAGUUACACCUCUUACAACACAUGUGUCAACGUCAAAUCUUACAAAGGACUCAGGUAUUAACUCACUUGUGCUAAAAGAUGAACCUUCAUAUAGCCAGCCCAUAACAGAGCGUCAUACAACACCACUUUCUGCGGAAUAUGAAACUGAAUCACCCAUAAAUGAAUCUACCGAGAUGACAGUAUCGAUGCAUGAACCGGUACCGCAUUCGAGCAGCCAAAAUUCAACAAUUAAAGAAAUAGCCUCAACGUCCCUCGCUACAACUUCGUCGCCACUGACUCGCGUCCUAGGUUCUCUCUGGGACUUGUUUCGGCCUCAGAAACAAAAAUUAAAAGUACAGACUGACCCUUUGGCCUCAGACGAUCACAAAAACAAGAGUCAUUCCGGAAGUAAUGUUAUAGGCAACACUGAGCAAUUAGUUACAACAGAGAUACCUUUAUACACAAUACAUAACCUUACAUCUCCUGUUCCAUCUGCAGUAACUAAGAGUAUUCCAUCGAACAUAACAGCUAUAACUCAGAAUGCAGGUAAUUCGACUGUACUGAUGUCGGAUACAAAUCAUGAAGAGAGACACCGCUUCCUACAAAUGCUAAGUACACGUAAAGAACCCCAGGUUAUAUCCAACAAUCCCGCAGAGGGCAAUGUAGAACGCCUGACACCCUCUCCGACGAAAUCUCCCCUUGCAGCGUAUCUUCCUUCAUCAAUUGAAUCCUUAGACAACCUGUUUACGCUCCUCGGUAAAUUCGGGAACAAGCAUAGCAUAUUUGGAGGUCACGAGAAAAGAAGAAAUGAGGAAGGCGAGGAAACUGUCCCGGGAAACCGAUGGCCAGUCGUCUUGAGACAGCGGCCUUUACAACCUCCUCAUUUCCCUCAACUCGUAGCGCCACCAGUUACCGUGACUUACCGCCCGCCAUCCGCUCACCACAGGCCUGCCACAGGGAUAUCCACACAAAGACCCGCCAUCAUCCUGAAGAAACAAGGAUCGAGGGUACAUAUCCCCCUAAUACCCUCAGCGGAUUUCAGCUCGUUUCAGCCCCACAGUUCCAUUCGCUCUAAGAUUACGAGCAAUUUAUUCCACCCUCCCUGGACAACGCCAGGCAUCACGGUGAACCCCGCCAUUCCUCCCGCCACGGGCACUUCCCCUGAACAUCAUUCGCUCCAGAACGGACAGCUUCUGAAUAAAGUACGUGACAUCCUGACUGUACUGAUGAAAGUUUGUAAAAAAGGACAUGGCAUGGACUUGAUGGACGAUGUUGAUGAAAUCCACCAACUUGAACACUUCAUAAGGCAUAAAAAGUUACACACAGAUAAACAAACGUAUGAUAUAACUCACAUACAUACGCCUUUCCCUUUAAAAUGCUGCUCAUCCUACGAUUUUUUCCAUCCUUUUCCUAACAGCAUACUCACGGCCGAGUGCAGCGCCCAAGAAGAAACUCCUGAAGGAACGAAUAGAGGGCCUCUGCCGCUCCCUCCGUCGUCCCCGCCAGCCCUGUCUCCGAAGCCUCGACCCCUCGCCCCUCCUGCAGAGUACAAACCUGCAGCCACGUUCGGGAUGGAGGGAUGGAUGACGAUGGAUGACCUGAGGGCUAAGGCGGAAGAAGAUCGCCUCAGAAAGCACAAAGAGAACAUCCCCGAAGAUACCACACAGCUUAGCAUGGACGCAGAAACCAGCGCGAGUUACGCACAUUUCCUCAAGAACCACCGUCUGACGGGAUCCAUUCUCUGCACUGCCAAGCACUCUUCGACUUCCCCUACGCCCUCUCCUUCGACUCACCUUACCACGACAACUUCCCCUGUCUCGACGACCUUCCCUGCCUCGAUGACCUUCCCUGCCUCGACGACCUUCCCUGCGUCGACGACCUUCCUUGCGUCGACGACCUUCCCUGCCACGACGACUUCUCCUUUUUCGACGACUUCUCCUACCACCACGACCUCCCUUACGAAUGACACUUCUGCCAGUUCCUCCAUUCUGGACGUCCCUGCUACGCAUCCCUCUUCCUCCUUCCUUCCAUCCUUUACAUCGAACUCCUCCUUCCUACUCUCCUUCGCGACCCAAGACGACCUAGAAGUCCCUCCUCCGGCCUCGUCCCCGCGUGCGAUGUCAGACACUUCAGAAGACUUGGAAUCCUCAGGCUUCCCUUUUCCCUCUUCGUCCAGUGACACAGCCCCUUCGACCUCCUCCCCAGCCGCGUCUCUUGCGCCUCCUAUCCUGUCCAUCUUCUCUACACUCUCUACAUUCGCCAAUUCCUCCACCUUGACUACUCCAUCCAUGCAUCGACCUGGUCUGUCCACGCUUCCAAGCCCGUCUAUAUCUACAUUGUCCGAUCUACCGUCUACUCCUCCUGCAUACUCCACUAACCUCCACUCAACCUACUCUUUCAACAUCUUCCACUUCCUCCACCCAGUCCACGCUCUCACCCCCAUCAGCCUCACCCACAUUGCCCGUUUCAUCCACAUCGUCUACAACCUCCACCCCAUCCACACUCACCAAUCCAUCCACCUUAUCCACUCCACCCACCCCCGCCACAUCCUCCACUGCUUCCAGCGCACCCACAGCUUCCACACACACACUUCCUACCUCCUCCACUCUUUCCACCUCAUCCCUCGCUGCAGCUGCCACCUCCCCUCCUUCGUCAGCGCCGCGUGA